Molecule: messenger RNA, 1224 nt
Organism: Parnassius apollo (apollo)
Lineage: Eukaryota; Metazoa; Arthropoda; Insecta; Lepidoptera; Papilionidae
Source: the annotation of a GenBank genome assembly
AUGGAACAGGAGCAGCGAAAAUACAAACGAAUCAUUUAUUCAUCUUCUGAAAAUAAAGAUUCGGAUAAUGAAAACCUUGAUAACGCCGAUAUAGAACCCUUGAAUUCAGAGUAUCCAAGCGGCAAAAAUAGUGCUUUAAAUAAUGAGGAGACAAAAUAUGACUCGGACCAAGAACCGGUAGUAUCAGAAUUAGAGCCUGACAUCCUUAUUGCCUUAGUACAUAAAUUCAGAGCCAAUAUUAUGAUUGAAGAAGAAUAUGAUGAUGAAUUACCACCGAUUAUAGUCAAUUCACGGAGUAACAAUUCGAGUGAAUUCACAAUGCCAUCAGCAGACAUUAUUGCAUCGCAACGUGCUCGCGAAGAGGAAUGUGAGCGUGAACUUAGAUUACUUCGAGAGUUGCAUGCCUGUAAUGAUCAAAAACCAGACAUAGUAACACAAGUUGAUACUCGGAUGAUACACAGUGAUUCCAGUGGCUCAGAGGGAGAAGGUGCACUUGCAGCAGCAGUAGAUGCUCUACGUGUGCAACCAAUGAACAAUACAUCUUUGCCUGUAACAGUGGACUUGAUUGAUUUCAUAUCUCAGCUUAUAGAGCAACUCCCUGAAUAUGACACACAGUUCUUGCAAGAUUAUCUAAAAGUCCUUCAACAAGGAAAUCCAACUAUUACACAACACGUAACCAAUGAGGUGCUAUCAGGUAUAGAAGCGGCGCUGCAGAGCGAGCAGAGUGUGUGGGCGGGCGGGGGGGUGGUGUGCUGCGGCGCGUGGCUGUGCGGCGCGAGCCUGCGUGCCGCCAGCGCGCCCGCCGCCAGCCCGCGCGCUCCCGCCCUGCGCACGCGUCGCGCUCUGCACGCGCUGCUGCAGCACGCCACCGACCAACAAGUGGAUGAGUUAGGUCGAAUUAUGUCAGUGACUCUUCGCACUCCACAAUUGUUAUUGGAGUUAAGUGACGCCGUACAAGGUGCUCCUGGGGCUCCGAGAAAUCUGGCCACCCAGCUUUUGAAAAGUGCACUUGAAAAGGAGAAGAGUUUAGGUGUGCGCUACACGCUGGUGCAGUUAGCGGGCCGCGCGGCCGCGUGCGGGGAGCGGCGCGCCGCCGCCGAGCUGCGCGACGCACUCGCCGCCGCGCCGCGCCCACACCACAACCCCGACCACCUCAAGGUAGCAGUUGGAGCAUCGAAGUUGGAGCUCCUGUUCCGCGCAAAGGACACAUUGAUGGAUAGAUAA